Capsella rubella is the source of this 1314-nucleotide messenger RNA. Its product is annotated as galactinol synthase 3. The record is from RefSeq and is a predicted model, not a curated record. Gene Ontology annotation, molecular function: glycosyltransferase activity. The coding region runs from base 77 to 1084 and encodes 335 amino acids. The transcript is spliced from 4 exons. NCBI's taxonomy places the organism in Eukaryota, Viridiplantae, Streptophyta, Magnoliopsida, Brassicales, Brassicaceae.
UCAACAACUCAAGGGCAUCACUAAUAAGAAGUAGUUUCUCUCUCUCUCGUUCUUUCAUAAUUCUCCGACAAGAUCAAUGGCACCUGAGAUGAACAACAAGUUGAGCUACGGAGGGAAGCAGAGGGCUUACGUGACUUUCCUUGCCGGGAACGGAGACUACGUGAAAGGAGUCGUUGGUCUGGCUAAAGGCCUAAGGAAAGCUAACAGCAAGUACCCAUUAGUGGUUGCUGUCUUACCGGACGUGCCCCUGGAUCACCGCAGACAGCUAGUGGAUCAAGGCUGUCUCAUCAAGGAUAUUCACCCGGUUUACCCGCCGGAUAACCAAACUCAGUUUGCCAUGGCUUACUACGUCCUCAACUACUCUAAGCUCCGCAUUUGGGAGUUUGUCGAGUACAGCAAGCUGAUAUACUUAGACGGAGACAUACAAGUGUUUGAGAACAUAGAUCACUUGUUCGAUCUUCCCGACGGUAGUUUCUACGCUGUUAAAGACUGUUUCUGCGAGAAGACAUGGAGCCACACUCCUCAGUACAAGAUCGGCUACUGCCAGCAGUGUCCGGACAAGGUGACAUGGCCUGACACGGAGCAGCUUGGUCCUAAGCCACCGUUGUACUUCAACGCCGGAAUGUUCGUUUACGAACCAAGCCUCGCCACUUAUUACAACCUUUUGGACACUCUCAAAGUUAUCCCUCCCACACCUUUCGCUGAACAGGAUUUCUUGAACAUGUACUUCAAAGAUAUAUAUAAGCCGAUUCCACCGGUAUAUAAUCUUGUCUUGGCUAUGCUCUGGAGGCAUCCAGAGAACAUAGAGCUUAAUGAAGCCAAAGUUGUUCAUUACUGUGCAGCUGGUGCUAAGCCUUGGAGGUUCACAGGCCAAGAACAAAAUAUGGAGAGAGAAGAUAUCAAGAUGCUUGUAGAGAAAUGGUGGGACAUUUACAACGACGAGUCACUUGAUUACAAGAACGUAAAUGUGCAUUGCAGACAAAAAGAAGAUGUCCAAAAGAAACAGCAAUCCCUUCCACAGUUUUUAACAGACUUGUCUGAGGCUAAUGUGCUUCACUGCGCCAAAGCUCCAUCGGCGGCCUAGACAACUUUGUAAGGGCUGCACUAGGUUCUUGUCAACAACUAUUUGCUAUUAAUUAGCUUGUGAAACUGCUGAUGUUUAAAUAGGAAUUAUUGUAUGAAGUUGUGUUUUCCCGUUUUUAUGUGACUUUAGAGUGUUUAAUCUCCAAACCCUCUCUGUACCUUGUAUGUUUGCUAAAGCCUAAAGAUUUCUCUUCCGAAAAGAUAUAUUAAAUAAUAGUAUAGUUUUGUUAA